Elgaria multicarinata webbii is the source of this 1253-nucleotide messenger RNA. It is a transcript of the gene CALCA, whose product is annotated as calcitonin related polypeptide alpha. The record is from RefSeq and is a predicted model, not a curated record. The transcript is spliced from 4 exons. Gene Ontology annotation, cellular component: extracellular region. Gene Ontology annotation, biological process: adenylate cyclase-activating G protein-coupled receptor signaling pathway; regulation of cytosolic calcium ion concentration. NCBI's taxonomy places the organism in Eukaryota, Metazoa, Chordata, Lepidosauria, Squamata, Anguidae. The coding region runs from base 88 to 507 and encodes 139 amino acids. Gene Ontology annotation, molecular function: hormone activity; calcitonin receptor binding.
CCAUCACGAUUUGGAAACGCACACCGAGGAAACCUCCACUACGUUUUACUCUUCCUUAUUGAGCUUUGCAUUAGAAGAGAGUCCGUCAUGGCCAUGCUGAAGAUCUCCUCUUUUCUUGCUGUCUAUGCCUUGGUGAUAUGCCAGAUGGAAAGCUACCAGGCAGUCCCCCUAAGACCUGGCUUAGAGCCCGCCGGCACAGAUCGAGGGACCCUCAGCGACUAUGAAGCUCGGAGGUUAUUAAAGGCGUUGGUGAACGGGUACGCCCAGAUGGCGGCGGAAGAGCUGGAACAGGCGAGCGAAGGAAACAGCUUGGAUAGACCCAUUUCCAAACGCUGUGCCAAUCUGAGCACUUGUGUGCUGGGAAAACUGUCUCAAGAAUUACACAAAUUGCAAACUUACCCUCGUACUGACGUCGGGGCUGGAACGCCUGGCAAGAAGAGGAAUGUGCUGAAUGACCUGGGAAAUGAACGCUAUGCAAACUACGAGGAAGCCCUCGGAAACAACUAGAUUGGCUCAGAUUUCCUUUUUCCCUCUCUUAAUUCCACCCCUCCUCCUUACCUUCUCUUUUGCAUGUGGAUCUAACCUUGAUUGCUAACUUUGCUAUGUUCUGUUGAAUCUAUUUUUGAGCGAGAAGGCUUAAUUGGAUCAACUUCAAGUUAGGAAAUUAAGGGUGCAAUCCUGCAGGUAUAGAUGGAACAAAGUCCUCACACUUUGGGAGUCUGAGGACUUUCUUCCUUCUAUAUGUGCAUAGGAUUAUGCCUUAAGGUACGUAACACACAUACACAUAAGGGGUUGGGGGGGCAGGGACUGGGGAAAAGCAUAUACCAAAUUAAAAUUAAUAAUAAGUAGCAUUGCCUUGAAAUUUCAAUUGAUUUUCUUAGAUGUUUAUUUUACAAAUAAUAAUAUUUUGAUUUCUGGCUACUCAUUGUAAAAACGAAUGAAUAAAUGUUUCUUUCAUGCCUGACCAUGCAACUGUUCAAUAAACCUAUUUUUCUACAAGGAUCAGGUCUAUUUUCUAAUUAUGAAUGACUUUAAUCAGUUGUUUUUAAUAUGGGUUUUGUAAGCUUGGUUUUUCACCACAGAAUAGAAGUAAUAGCUGCUCAGGGCAGGAUGAAUAAAUAGGGCGACAAGUUUACUCCAACGUAGUUAGUGGGAAAGUUCACAUUGACUUUAAUAGUAUAAACUUUUCACAUCUGUUCAGUCACCCAUCUUUGUGGAAAUACAGUAUAUAGUUUAUAAAUAUUAGAAAUGUU